This is a messenger RNA of Pantherophis guttatus, 3661 nucleotides long. It is a transcript of the gene INA, whose product is annotated as internexin neuronal intermediate filament protein alpha. The record is from RefSeq and is a predicted model, not a curated record. Gene Ontology annotation, cellular component: cytoplasm; postsynaptic intermediate filament cytoskeleton; intermediate filament. Gene Ontology annotation, molecular function: structural constituent of postsynaptic intermediate filament cytoskeleton. Gene Ontology annotation, biological process: intermediate filament organization. Lineage: Eukaryota; Metazoa; Chordata; Lepidosauria; Squamata; Colubridae.
GUGAAAGAAAACGUGUUUAGGAUCGAGAUUGUCAUUGACGCCCAAAAUCCUGGCGCCACCCCAUUAUCGUCCCCUCCCAUUCCUCCCAAACCAAUCUCCUUCAUUUGGCCGCGCCCUAGAAGCGCACGUCCCCCGCCUUUCUGCAGCGGAACCGGCGAUCCGCCUCUCUAUAUAAGACCGGGGCGUCGCGUGUAGCCCUCCACAACCUCCAGGAUGAAUUUCUCUUCGGAUUCCCACUAUUUGGCCUCUUCCUACAGGAAGAUAUUCGGGGAGCCGCCCCGCUACUCCUCCCGUCUUGGCAGUUCGGCCACAGCCAGCAGUUACCGGUCUCAGUCGGUAUCCCGCUGUAGCAACCGCGCCGUCUCGUAUCGCUUGGCGCAGGCAGACAACUUGGAUCUCAGCCAGGCAACGGCGCUGAAUGACGAAUUUCGGCUGACCCGCACCAAUGAGAAGGAGCAGCUGCAGGGACUCAACGACCGCUUCGCCGGCUACAUCGAGAAAGUGAGGCAGCUGGAGCAGCACAAUCGCCUCCUGGAGACCGAGCUGAGCGCACUGCGGCAGCGUCACGCCGAACCCAGCGGCCUGGCCGAGCUCUUCCAAAACGAGCUCCGCGAGUUGAGGGCCCAACUGGACGAGACGGAGGCCGCCCGGGCACAGGGGGCGCUCGAAAGGGAGCGGCUGGCCGAGGAAGUGCAGCUCUUACGGGCGCACUGCGAGGAGGAGGCGCGAGCCAAGGCGGAGGCUGAGCAGGCGUUGCGCGCGCAGCAGCGGGAGGUGGAUGGCGCCACCUUGGCGCGCAUGGCUCUGGAGAAGAAGGUGGAGGGGCUGCUCGACGAGCUGGCCUUCCUGCGCAAGGUCCACGCCGAGGAGGUGGCCGAGCUGAGCGUCUCCUUGCAGCCAACCCAGCUGGCUGCCAUCGAGCCGGACGCCACCAAGGCCGAUCUGACUGCGGCGCUGAAGGAGCUACGCUCGCAGUACGAAGCGUUGGCCGCCAAGAACCUGCAGGCGGCCGACGAGUGGUACCGCGCCAAGUUCGCCAACCUCAGCGAGCAGGCGGCGCGCAACAACGAGGCCAUCCGAGCCAGCCGCGAGGAGAUCGGCGAGUACCGCCGCCAGCUGCAAGCCCGCACUUUAGAGGUGGAGAGCCUGCGCGGAGCCAACGAAUCCCUGGAGCGGCAGCUAAAUGAGAUGGAGGAGCGGCAUAACGCCGAAGCGCUCGGCUUGCAGGAUACCAUUAGCCAGUUGGAAAGCGAUUUGAGAGACACAAAGAGUGAAAUGGCUCGGCAUCUGAGAGAAUACCAAGAUUUACUGAAUGUCAAAAUGGCCUUGGAUAUAGAGAUAGCAGCAUACAGGAAGCUGUUGGAGGGUGAGGAGACACGUUUUAGUACUUCAAGCAUGAACAUCUCAUCUCUGAAUCCCCUUUCCAAUCCUACUUACUCUUUCCAACCCAGGCUCUAUAGUUCAUCUGUAGCCAGCAGCUCCAAAAUGUCAUCCUCUUUCUAUUUUAAGAAAGAUGAGAAAGAGGAAGCUAAAUUAACCUCAAAAAUUUCAUCAAGCCAGGUAGGAGACCCCUUUGCUGAAAUGAUAGAGGAAACCAUAGCAGCUACUAAAAAACCUGAAAGAACAAACUUGGAAGAAGGAAACACUGUCAAUCAAAAAAUGUAAUCACUGACCUUAAAUACAGAUACAUGCAAGGCAUAAUAAUAUAGCGUAAGUCUUUAAAUUGCCUAUACCUGAAUUAAGGUACCCAACUCACAUCCAUUUAACUUUCUAAUGUUUCACAGUAAAUUAUUUCAAUAGGAGUAUUAUGUUCAAUACUAUCAGAAAUACAGAGGCUCAAAGAUCAAUUUAGAAAUACUGUAGUAAAUCUUGUUUGCCAAUUGCAUUGCUGUAAGGCAGACAUGUCUCCCAAUUGCUGAAUUAAAGAGAAAAUAAGCAUGUGCUAACACACACACACACACACACACACACACACACACUUGUACUCUUAUUAAAUCAUGUUUCUGAUUUAUUUCUGCUGAGCACAACUUUCAAGUUGGGAAAAAUCUAGCAACUAAAUCACAUUAGUGAAAUGAAGAUUAAUCCUUAUUGUCUGCCUCAUAAAAUAAAGAAACUGACAGAUAAUUCAAUUAUGUAAUUUCCAGAUAAUGAACUUUAUUCCAUUUUAGUCCUUCUGGACCACAGAGAUGUAAAAAAUACAAAUAUUUAUUUUACUUUGUGGUCUAUGCACGUUACAAAGAAAUACAAAAUUAUCUAGGAAUGUUAGGUAGAAAAUAUGAACAAGGUUUAGGAAAAUGAACACCCCAUGAUAAACUUGCUGUAUCACUGCAUAAAGAAAUCCUAUUAGCACAUUGUCAAGAGACACAUAAUACAUUUUUUGAUAUCUAAAGUUACUCACAAUAUGCCCAUCUUAAAAAAAAUCUACAUGCUGUAGACAAGGGGUGUCAAACUCAUUGUCAUAUGAUGUAUCACGACCUUUUCCCCCUUCGCUAAAAUGAGGGGGGGUGGCCAGUGCAUGACACAUCUGGCCUACAGGCCAUGAGUUUGACACCCCUGCUGUAGUCAAAUAAUUAGGAGUCUUAGGAUCCUGGUUAACUGUUAGUUGAAUGCACGUUUUUGACCAUCUCUGUGAUUAUCUAAAAAGUCACUGCACUGUCCAUUUUACCUUGUGCCAUAUUAGUAGCCAGCAAUUUUAAAAGUUGUUGUUGCUUAGAAUUAAUAGUGCCAGCUAUUAAAAAAUGAAAAGAAACACAUGUUUUAGAGGUUAGCUUUAUAUAAAACAAAGCUAAAAGAAUGUUUUCCUGUAUUGUCUAGAAGCACAGUACUAAUGCUGAUUCAAAAGUAGUGAUUGCUACUGCUUCUAUAAGGCACAAUCUGCAACCUAAAACAGGGAUGUAUGUGUUGGUUCAUAAUUAGAAAAUGAAUGUAGAUUUAUGCCAGCUGCUUAUUUCUGUAUUAUGGAAAACAAUAUGGCUUCUAUGUAAGUUAUUGAGAUAUGGUUUCUUAAAUAAGAGAGGGACUUUUCCUAAAUGUAUUUUCUUACACACAUUCAUUAUUGCACAAAUAAAAUGCACUAGUGAAUUUUAGUGGUUCUUCUAAUUUUGCUCUGAUUGGUUAAGGUGAAUGUAAUUGUUCAGCCUUGCCAAUCACAACUGAAAAUCAUAUACAUGAGCAACACACACAAAAACAAUUGAUUUUUUUAAAAAUAAACAAAUGGUGCUGAAAUCUGAUAAAAUAAAAAUUCUUACAUUUCCAACAAGUAGCAGAUUCAGCCCAUGUUUCUGCAGCAAAUGACACAAGAAUAAUCUUGGUUGGAAGAGAUCAACAUAAAAUUUCCUUUAAUAAUUUGGGAAUUCUGAUAAAUCAGAUUCCCAAGUCCUAUCAGAAUUUAACUUCACUAUGUAUCUCUGUCUGAACAUGUGCCAACUUUUAUAUAGAACACACUAUUUUAGAUUUUAUUUGAAUGCCUUAAAGAUUGCCAGCAACUAAAUUGCUUUCUGCAGAAAUUCAAGACUGUAUUAUUCGAUGUCUUUGCACUGAUUCAUCCUGUCACAAAGUUUCAUAAUACAAAUCCAUGUCCUAUCUUGUGUCCCUUGAACUAAUACACUUUUCUUCUCUGUAAGGCACAAAUUAAUAAUAAAAAAAAUGUUGUACCACUUUA